AAUUUCACAAGUUUUUGCAAUGUAGAAAGCAAUAUUUUGAAAAGAGCUGAAAGUUCACUCACGAUUCUCACCCACCCGUCCAGUCAUACUGCCACACUCGAGGAAAACCUAACGAAUUUAUGGGAAACUGACAUGACGGGGGACAUGAGUGACGCGCAUGGCAUUUAGGGGUUUCACAAUACGCAUGCGCUGCGACCCUCAACCUUUUACUCCACGCCAUUUUCCCGCUGAUUACUCUUCGAAAAAAUAGAACAGAGUGUAAUGGCAAGUACAGAGGACAACAAACCUGGAGGUGUCCAGCAAAAUAAGCCACCACCCCCUCAACCAGUAGCCACAUCACAAAGGUCGACUACCCCAAGUGGAACAACAACAAAUACUACCACAACAACUACUGCUACCACUACACCAUCUUCUAAUACCAAUCUGACUGGAAAGAGACCCAACUACACACUGAAAUUCACAUUAGCAGGACAUACAAAAGCUGUUUCCGCUGUCAAAUUUAGCCCAAAUGGAGAAUGGCUUGCCAGUUCUUCUGCUGACAAACUAAUCAAGAUAUGGGGUGCUUAUGAUGGGAAAUUUGAAAAGACAAUUACAGGGCAUAAACUGGGUAUUUCAGACGUUGCAUGGUCAAGUGAUUCCAGGUUACUCGUGUCUGCCUCAGACGAUAAAACACUAAAAAUAUGGGAACUAAACUCGGGGAAGUGUUUGAAGUCGUUGAAAGGACAUAGUAAUUAUGUGUUUUGUUGUAAUUUUAACCCACAGUCCAAUCUCAUAGUAUCUGGUUCGUUUGACGAGAGCGUACGGAUAUGGGAUGUGAAGACUGGGAAAUGUUUAAAAACGUUACCUGCCCACUCGGAUCCAGUGUCAGCAGUUGAUUUCAAUAGAGACGGUUCUCUUAUAGUUUCUAGCAGUUAUGAUGGUCUUUGUCGUAUAUGGGAUACAGCGUCAGGGCAAUGUUUGAAGACGCUCAUAGGCAAGUUUAUUUUAUUAUUAUACAUCAAUCGAACAAUUCUGAUUUUAGUUCAGUAA
This is a messenger RNA of Saccoglossus kowalevskii, 1029 nucleotides long. Its product is annotated as WD repeat-containing protein 5-like. Lineage: Eukaryota; Metazoa; Hemichordata; Enteropneusta; Harrimaniidae. The record is from RefSeq and is a predicted model, not a curated record. Gene Ontology annotation, cellular component: Set1C/COMPASS complex. Gene Ontology annotation, molecular function: histone binding.